Molecule: messenger RNA, 1000 nt
Organism: Neodiprion fabricii
Lineage: Eukaryota; Metazoa; Arthropoda; Insecta; Hymenoptera; Diprionidae
Product: basic phospholipase A2 pseudexin A chain-like
Exons: 3
Coding region: 190-648 (152 amino acids)
Biological process (GO): lipid catabolic process; phospholipid metabolic process; arachidonate secretion
Molecular function (GO): calcium ion binding; A2-type glycerophospholipase activity
Source: RefSeq, a predicted model, not a curated record
UUAAUACACACCGAAAUAAUUUACAGAAUUUAUUCAAAAUUUUCCCUCUUGUCGUUUUUCCUUGUCCGCCGUAUUGAAUCAGCAAUUUUAUAUUUUCAUGAUGAACAACUAGAGAAAAGGUUUUUAAUUACAAUUGUUUGUUCAAAAUACUUAAACUCUGGUGUCUUGUUUAUUUUCAAUCCAAUUCCGAUGUUCUUGGGCCCAUUCGUCCUUGAGGCCUCGAUGUAUAAAAUUAAGAAAACCGAUAUUCUCAGACUCAAUCCCGAAGCUGAAAACAAUUCGUCCCAGUUAAGAAGAUCAAAGCGGAGCGUUUUGAACCUCUACUACGUGCUAUCUUGUGCAACCGGGUGUGACCCCUUUGAUUACUACGGAUACGGAUGUUACUGCGGUUAUUCAGGAUCAGGAUAUCCCGUAGACGGUAUUGACAGGUGUUGUAUGGAUCACGAUUGGUGCUACGAUGCAGUCGACUACUGGCCAUGGUGGUUGAUAUACCUCGUUCAUUACCGCUGGAAAUGCCAUAACGGCUAUCUACCGAUAUGCGAUUACAAGCGGGGGUGGGGCCAAAGUUUGUGCGAAUGCGAUCGUGAGUUGGCAAGAUGUCUGAGUUGGUAUCCUUGCCCAACUACCCAACGUAGGUGCCCGUCUUAAGCCUAGAGGCUGGUGCAAAAUUUAUUUAUGGUUAUGUAAAGUUGAACUACAGAUAUAGAAUUUAACGAACCUAUUUAAUUUAAGACUAUUUAAGACUAAUAAAACCUAAUCAAACCUAUACACAUACAUAUUAGGGGUGAUUUGGAAAAAAAAAUUUUUUUAUCCUUCCAAACAGGUUCGAAAGUUUCAUUUACGUAUACAAAGACACCAGUUAAAAUUUCAGAUUAUAAUAUUAAUAUUAAGGGGUGGCUCAUCGCACUUUUCGAUUUUCCAUAAGAAUAACAUAGGAAAAAUGUUGUUUGCUUCUUCUAGUAUGCUGUUAAACAAAGCGUGUGCUGGAUUAUAGCCAUAA